Cynoglossus semilaevis (tongue sole) is the source of this 2146-nucleotide messenger RNA. RefSeq names its product isocitrate dehydrogenase [NADP], mitochondrial-like. Lineage: Eukaryota; Metazoa; Chordata; Actinopteri; Pleuronectiformes; Cynoglossidae. The record is from RefSeq and is a predicted model, not a curated record. The transcript has 11 exons. Gene Ontology annotation, cellular component: mitochondrion. Bases 71 to 1447 code for a protein of 458 amino acids. Gene Ontology annotation, biological process: isocitrate metabolic process; NADP+ metabolic process. Gene Ontology annotation, molecular function: magnesium ion binding; NAD binding; isocitrate dehydrogenase (NADP+) activity.
CGUGUGAUUCUUUUGUACCCCGGCCGGCUAGCGGCAGCGUCUGUGGGAGUAGAAUCACUUCCGUAUAGUUAUGGCGGGUCACCUGAAGAAUCUGUCCGCCGUGUGGAGGAAGGUUUCUGCCGCCGCCGCUCUGCCGCACACCUGCCCGGUUGUCAUCCCAGCAGCGGCGGCUUUCAGCGCACGGCACGGACCGCAGCACAGGAACUAUGCAACAUCACGCAUCAAGGUGGAGCAGCCGGUGGUGGAGAUGGACGGAGAUGAGAUGACUCGCAUUAUCUGGGAGUUCAUCAAAGAGAAGCUCAUCCUGCCCAACGUGGAUGUGGAGCUGAAGUACUUUGACCUGGGUCUGCCCUACAGAGACCAGACUAAUGACCAGGUCACCAUUGACUCCGCUCUGGCAACAAAGAAGUUCAACGUGGCUGUGAAGUGUGCGACCAUCACCCCCGACGAGGACAGAGUGGAGGAGUUUAAACUAAAGAAGAUGUGGAAGAGCCCAAACGGAACCAUCAGGAACAUCCUGGGUGGAACCGUUUUCCGGGAGCCGAUCCUUUGUAAAAACAUCCCCCGACUUGUUCCUGGUUGGACGGUUCCCAUAACGAUCGGCAGACAUGCUUUUGGUGAUCAGUAUAAGGCCACAGACUUCGUUGUGGACCAGCCGGGGAAGUUCAGUAUCGUCUUUUUACCAGCAGAUGGAGAGAAUCAGCAGGAGUGGGAAGUGUUCGACUUUCCUGCCGGUGGCUGUGGAAUGGGAAUGUACAACACGGAUGAGUCCAUCAGUGGAUUUGCUCACAGCUGCUUCCAGUACGCCAUCCAAAAGAAGUGGCCUCUGUACAUGAGCACCAAAAACACCAUCCUGAAGGCCUACGACGGGCGCUUCAAAGACAUCUUUGAGGACAUCUUUGGUAAGCAGUACAAGCCAGAGUUUGACAAGCUGAAGAUCUGGUACGAGCACCGUCUCAUUGAUGACAUGGUGGCUCAGGUCCUGAAGUCCUCUGGAGGUUUUGUUUGGGCUUGCAAGAAUUAUGAUGGAGAUGUGCAGUCUGACAUUCUGGCUCAGGGCUUUGGGUCUCUGGGUCUCAUGACUUCAGUGCUGGUGUGUCCGGAUGGUAAGACCAUCGAGGCUGAGGCUGCUCACGGCACAGUCACCAGACAUUACCGUGAACACCAGAGGGGACGACCGACCAGCACUAACCCCAUCGCCAGCAUCUUUGCCUGGACCAGGGGACUUGAGCACAGAGGCAAACUGGAUGGAAAUGCUGAUUUGAUCAGUUUUUGCCAAUCGUUAGAAAAGGUCUGUGUGGAGACUGUGGAAAGCGGUCUGAUGACCAAAGACCUGGCGGGCUGCAUCCACGGCAUGGCCAACUGCAAGUUGAACCAACAUUAUAUCAACACGUCGGACUUCCUCGAUGCUAUCAAGACCAACCUGGACAAGGCUCUUCAAAAAUAAAAACUGAUUUCAUGAACAGACUAAAACAUAAUUUCCAAUUUCUCUGGAAACAACGUCACCCUUUUUCCAAGUUGUUUUUCAGUUGUACAGCUCACUUUACCUUUGUCUGUUAGUCUAAUUGCUAUUAUUAGGUACAUUUUAUUAUUAUUGCCUACAACCUAUAAUAGACAUUGUGGGGAAAACAUUUUAAUAAGUGUUUUUCAAUAAUGGCAUUUUUAUUUUUAUAUAUAUUCAAUAUUUCUGCAUUGUAAUUUUAAGCAGAUGUUUAAAUAAGUCUUAAUUUCACGUAGCAUGAACGCAGUCCUAAAUUCUAAGCUUCCAUUAGAAAGAACACGCCACCGAAUGGAAGCUUAGGCAAAUAUUCGUUUUACCACGAGCUUCCACCAGAUGUCGACAAAGGUGUAGUGGGACGCAUCCGCACGUCAUCCAUGUCAGAGGUGAAUUGAUCCAACAUUUCUCUGUUCUUUUAUUAAAUCAACUUAAAUGUACAUUAAUAUAUAUCUGAAUUCCCACCCCCGUUAGCUCCACUUUUAUGAAAGAAAUCUGCGUUUCAAAUGUGAACACACAGCCUGAGAUAUUAGGUAAAACGCUAAAGAAUAAUAUUUUGACCUGUGUUUACACAGGAGACUGAGAAAAAACCCAUCACCUCACCUGCCAUCAUGAUAAGAAAGUACAUAAAUAAAUAAUAAUUUCCACUGA